Molecule: messenger RNA, 312 nt
Organism: Anopheles marshallii
Lineage: Eukaryota; Metazoa; Arthropoda; Insecta; Diptera; Culicidae
Exons: 2
Coding region: 1-312 (103 amino acids)
Source: RefSeq, a predicted model, not a curated record
AUGAAUAAAAUUACGGGCGCGUGUUUCCUGCUGUCGAUGGUGCUACUGCUGCAUCAUGUAUCUGCCGAGCAUAAGAAGCCGGAUGACAAACCCACGCGAAUUGAUAAUGUGGACGGGGACAUGAUUAAACCGCUGCAUGAUAUUCUUGGCGAGUUGGAAGGAUUGAGAAUUCGAAGGGCUGCCCAGGGAGGAAGUGGCGGACAGGGAGGACAGGGUGGUGGUGGUAGUGGUAACGGAGGACGCCGUGGACCUCCAGAUGGUGGCCAGGGACAGCGUGGCGGACAGGGUGGACAGGGUAGUGGAGAAAACUAA